Rhagoletis zephyria (snowberry fruit fly) is the source of this 510-nucleotide messenger RNA. RefSeq lists its product as uncharacterized. Lineage: Eukaryota; Metazoa; Arthropoda; Insecta; Diptera; Tephritidae. The record is from RefSeq and is a predicted model, not a curated record.
AUGAAGGUGGUGUGUGCCGAUGAGCGGUCGGCCGCGCUUUACAACGCGGCAGUAGCCUUGGUCGGGGAGGUUUGGGUGGGAGCCAAGCUCGAGGCUGUGGACAAGGGGGACCUUCCCUUGCGUCCGCGUGCUCGGGUCUGGCUUCCCUCGGCACCUUCCUCGCUGAGUGAGGUGGAAGAUAUCUUCCGCUACUGCAACCCGGACCUUCCAGCGCACAACUGGAAGGCAAUCCGGUUUGAGAACUCCGACGGUGACUUUCGGCAAGCGCUGAUGUUGCUGAACUUGGAGUCUCUUAAGCCUCUCGCCGAAAGACAGGGAGUCAUCUACUAUGGCUUCGAGAAGGUAGUCAUGAAGGUCUACCAGACCGACUCCAGAGGGGAUGACGAGCCUGUUCCGGUUGCGCUGGUGGGCGAAAAUAUGAAUGUGGAGGAUGCCCCCAUAGGUAUGGAGGUCGAGUCCGUCAUGUCGGACAUUGACAGCAUUGCUGGCCCUCCUUCGAGUGCCGGUUAG